AGCUCUGGGAUGUCCCGCCUCCACUGGGAUUGGCGCAACCAUGGAAAGAACUGCGCUGCAAGUCAGCAUCUUUGGACUACUUUUGGCUUUUGGCAUCACGCAACCCAAGAAUGACUGGGAUAUCUACAACUUUCACAUCAACUGCACAGUGAGCAGCCGUUACGCCACCACCAUCAUCACCAGCCGUGUGGUCAAUCGUAAGGAUGAAUCCCAAGAAAUAGAGUUCCAUGUCCGGAUUCCCAAGAAUGCCUUCAUCACCAAAUUCAGGAUGCUUAUCGACGGCCAGAUGUAUGAUGGUGUCGUGAAGGCCAAAGAAGCGGCUCAGCAGCAGUACAGUGACGCCGUGUCCCGCGGUGAAAGUGCUGGCAUCGUUAGCUCAGUUGGGAGGACUCUCGAGGAGUUUAAAACCUCAGUGACGGUGGCCCCUCUAAAAAAGGUGACCUUUGAACUCACGUACGAGGAACUACUCAAACGCACGCUCGGCAAGUACGAGCUGCUGAUCCACGCUCAACCCAUGCAGCCUGUCCAAGACUUCAAGGUGGAUGUGAACAUACAAGAAAAUGCAGGGAUCAGUUUCAUCGAUGUUAAAGGAGGACUGAGCACAGGCGCUCUGGCUGACGCCAUCACCAAAACACAUUCAGACCAACAGGCUACGGUUAAUUUCUACCCGACAGUGGAGCAACAGAAAUCAUGUGAAAAUUGUGGAGAAGCGGGUAUGAACGGCGAUCUGGUUAUCGUUUAUGAUGUCAACAGAGGCCAGUCACUGGGGGAUGUCAAGACAUCAAGUGGAUAUUUCGUCCAUCAUUUUGCGCCAUCAGAGCUUUCUCGCAUUCCAAAGAAUGUUGUCUUUGUCAUCGAUAAAAGUGGUUCCAUGCAUGGCAAGAAAAUUGAGCAGACCCGCACAGCGUUAAUCCGUAUCCUGAAUGACCUGGCCGAAGACGAUUUCUUUGGCCUCAUCACUUUUGAUAACGGAGUGUCUUACUGGAAGCGUGAACUUAUUCAGGCCACCCCAAAACAUGUAAAAAGCGCCAAAGAAUUCGCAGGGAAGAUCAGAGCGCAAGGAGGUACAAAUAUUAAUGAUGCAUUGUUGGAAGGGUCACGUAUGUUGAAUGAGAACCCCAGGAAUGGUUCAGCGUCCAUCCUCAUGCUCCUCACUGAUGGAGAUCCAACCUCAGGUGUGACCGAUCUGGACACUAUAUACUCCAACGUGAUGGAGGCCAUUCAAAACAAAUUCCCACUCUACUGUCUUGGAUUUGGUUUUGAUGUUGAAUUUAGUUUCCUUGAGAAGCUGUCUUUGCUGAACAAUGGUGUCGCGCGCCGUAUUUAUCCUGACGCUGAUGCCGAUUUGCAGCUGAAGGGGUUCUAUGACGAGGUGGCCACUCCUCUUUUGACAGAUGUGGUGAUGAUCUAUAUCGGUGGCACCAAUCUGACCCAGACCAACUUCAGUCAGUAUUAUAACGGUUCCGAGAUCGUGGUGGCCGGUCAGCUCACCGACAACAACAUCGACGCCUUCAUCCCUCGUGUCCUGGCUAAUUCGAAAAACUUGGGUAUAAUUUUCUCUGAGGAGGGCAGCACAACAAAGUCAACGGACAGCAAUAUCCAGAGGGUUUGGGCCUACCUGACAGUCAAACAACUCCUGGAGAAAGAGUUGCAGUAUUCGGGAGAUGAAAAGGAGAGAAUGAAGAAUGAAACCUUGAGGCUGUCACUCAAGUACAACUUUGUCACCCCGCUUACAUCCAUGGUGGUCACCAAGCCAACAAAGGAGAAGACGGAAGUCCUUCACAAACCCAGCGAGGAAGGUCCGCCGCCUCCCGAGAGUCCCAGUUUAGUAUUGAGAAGCCCCGGCGGAGGCUCUGGGGGGAGGGGUCCUCCGGCCAGUCCAGGUUUAAAAGGCUCUAUGUCAAAAUUGCAGCGCAGACCUGUUUCAGGCAGGAGCGGAUUACCAGGUGGUAAAAGAUUUCGUGGGAUUCCAUAUUUUCGUGCUACUCCAGAUUUUCAUGGUUAUAUGAAUUCUCCGGUUGUCAUUGCACGGGAGAGCAUAAAGGAAUCCGAGCCAGUUGAUUUGCCCAGAAGUCCCUCCCUUUCUGGAAACUUUCAUUUCGUUUCUGCAACAUCACCACCUGGUUCUAUGCAUCCGGGGGAUUUCAUGCCAAGCAUUGCACAGGACUUCAUAGAGCAAUCCGAGCCAGUUGUAAUUCAUUUGCCCAGAAGUCCCACCCUUUCUGGAUACUUUCCUUUCGUUCCUGCAACAUCACCACCUGUUGAACCUCAAAUCCGCUUUUUGUUGCCGGCUGAGAAUCAAUCUCUUCCACUGUGUUUUGAUAUCACCGCUUCCACUGCACUUCGACUCCUUCACGUCCCCAGUACAGGCCUCUCUGCGAAUGGUGCACUAGAUGGAAAAAGAGGCUUCCGUGUAAUAGUUGUCCACUUCAAUCCGGACAUCACGAUUACUGUUAACAAGUAUGGCGUCACUGCUAAUGAUGGACAAGUUGAACAGAUGAUACCGUGGCAGGCGGGACAGGAGGAGAGGGUGAUUUUUGGAAGUGUGACAGUGAUUAAACGGAACUUGGAAGUUGACAUCACAGUUGGAGAAACGCGCCUGAUCAUCUUGCAUCAUGGGAGCGCUGGGGAAGAAUUCCUCUGGCCGGUUUUACGACAGCGGCCUUCAGAUGAUAACGCUGGAGGAAUUUUAGCACAAAAGCCAGCAGUUUAUGAAGACGUGUCGACACAUUUCCUAAAACUUAAAAUCAAAGACCAGGAAGUCAUAGUUUCCAGAACCAUGGCUGCUGACUACAGUUUUUCCCCGGCUGUGAUAAUGCCCUGCUGGCUCACGCCUGCUGAGUCAGCGCUACAAUCACAGCUCAGCGAUUUCACUGUCCUCUCUAUUUAAUCAAGAGCCAGUCUUCCAGAUAUGUUUCAUGAGAAUUAUGUGCAAGCACACAUUCUUAAUAUCAGAAACAAUAAACCCUGGAUUUCAUGGUCUUUCUUUCAAA
This is a messenger RNA of Syngnathus typhle (broad-nosed pipefish), 2993 nucleotides long. RefSeq names its product inter-alpha-trypsin inhibitor heavy chain H3-like. The coding region runs from base 41 to 2890 and encodes 949 amino acids. NCBI's taxonomy places the organism in Eukaryota, Metazoa, Chordata, Actinopteri, Syngnathiformes, Syngnathidae. The record is from RefSeq and is a predicted model, not a curated record. The transcript is spliced from 27 exons.